AUGCUCUCUUCGCAACCAUCUUUUCAUUCUUUCUUUUUGACCUCUUUUCAUUCGUUUCAUUCUUCCUUUUUUCUUUCUUUUCUUUUCUUUUCUUUCUUUCUUUCUUUUUUCUUUCUUUCUUUCUUUUUUUCUUUCUUUCUUUUUUUUCUUUUUUUUCAUUCCUUCAUUUUCUUCCAUUUUUCUUUUCUUUCUUUCUUUCCUUUUUUUUUUUCUUUUUUUUUUUUCUUUCUUAUCAUUUCUUUCUUUUCUUUUCAUUUUGAAGCCUUUUCUUUUUAUUUUCUUUCUUUCUUUUCUUUCUUUUUAUUCUUUCUUUUUUUCUUUUUCUUUUCUUUCUUUUUCUUUCUUUCUUUCUUUCUUUCAUUUUCUUUUAUUUCUUUUUUCUUUUUUCUUUCUUUUUCUUUCUUUCUUUCUUAUCAUGUCCAUGCUCUCUUCGCAACCAUCUUUUCAUUCUUUCUUUUUGACCUCUUUUCAUUCAUUCAUUCUUCCUUUUUUUCUUUCUUUCUUUCUUUUCUUUCUUUAUUUAUUUCUUUUCUUUCUUUCUUUUUUUUUUCUUUCUUUUCUUCCAUGUCCAUCCUCUUUCAACCAUCUUUUCAUUCUUUCUUUUUUGACCUCUUUCAUUCAUUCAUUCUUCUUUUUUCUUUCUUUCUUUCUUUUUUUUCUUUCUUUAUUUCUUUCUUUUUUCUUUUUUUUUCUUUCUUAUCAUGUCCAUCUUUCUUCGCAACCAUCUUUUCUUUUUUUUUCUUUUCAUUAUUGAUUUCUUUUCUUUCUUUCUUUCUUUUUUUUCAUUUUUUUUUUCUUUCUUUCUUUUUUUUCUUUUUUCUUUCUUUCUUUCAUAUUUUUCUUUCUUUUUUUUUUUUCAUUUUUCUUUCUUUUUCUUUCUUUCCAUUUUCUUUCUUGCAACCAUCUUUUCUUUCUUUUUUUUUCCUAUUUUCAUUAUUCAUUUCUUUCCAUUUUCUUUUCGCUUUCUUUUCUUUCUUUUCUUUCUUUCUUUUUUUUCUUUUUUUCUUUUCUUUUUCUUUCUUUUCAUUUCUUUUUUUUCUUUCUUUCUUUUCAUUCUUUCUUGCACCAUCUUUUUUCAUUCUUUUUCUUUUCAUUUUCAUUUUUUUUCUUUCUUUUUUCUUUUCUUUCUUUCUUUAUUUCUUUUCUUUCUUUAUUUUUUUUUCUUUCUUUUCAUGUUCUCUCUUCGCAACCAUCUUUUUUUCAUUUUUUUUUGACCUCUUUUCAUUCAUUCAUUCUUCCUUUUCUUCUUUCUUUUUUUUUUCUUUCUUUAUUUCUUUUCUUUCUUUCUUUUUUUUCUUUCUUAUCAUGUCCAUCCUCUCUUUCAACCAUUCUUUCUUUUUGACUUUCUUUUCAUUCAUUCUUCUUUUCUUUUUUCUUUCUUUUUUUUUUCUUUCUUUUCUUUUCUUUCUUUUUUUUCUUUUUUCUUAUUUCCAUUCUUUCAACCAUCUUUUUCAUUCUUUCUUUUUUUUCUUUUCAUUCUUCUUUUUUUCUUUUUUCUUUUUUCUUUUUUAUUUUCUUUUCUUUUUUUUUUCUUUUUUUUUUUUUUUUUUUCUUUCUUUUUUCUUUUCAUGUCCAUCCUUUCUCUUUUCUUUUCUUUCUUUCUUUUCUUUCUUUUUUUCUUUCUUUUUUUUGAUUCUUUUUUUUCAUUCUUUUUCUUUUUCCUUUUUUUCUUUUUCUUUCUUUUUUUUUUUUUCUUUAUUUAUUUCUUUUCUUUCUUUCUUUUUUUUUCUUUUUUCUUAUCAUGUCCAUCCUCUCUUCGCAACCAUCUUUUCAUUCUUUCUUUUUGACCUCUUUUCAUUCAUUCAUUCUUCCUUUUUUCUUUCUUUCUUUCUUUUCUUUCUUUCUUUCUUUCUUUUUUUCUUUUCUUUUUUUUCUUUCUUUCUUAUCAUGUCCAUCCUCUCUCUUUUCAUUCUUUCUUUUGACCUCUUUCAUUCAUUCAUUCUUUCUUUUUUUUUUUCCUUUCUUUUUUUUUCUUUUUUUCUUUUCAUUCUUCCUUUUUUUUUUUUUUCUUUCUUUCAUUUCUUUUUUUCUUUUUUCUUUUAUUUUUUUUUUCUUUAUUUUCUUUCUUUUUUUUAUUUUUCUUUCUUUCUUUUUCAUGUCUUUUCUUGCUCUUUUUUCUUUCUUUUUCUUUUCAUUCAUUAUCUUUUCUUUUUCAUUUUCAUUUCUUUUCUUUUGACCUCUUUUCAUUCAUUCAUUCUUCUUUUUUUUUCUUUCUUUUUUCUUUUCUUUCUUUAUUUUCUUUAUUUCUUUUCUUUCUUUUCUUUUUUCUUUCUUUCUUUUCUUCUCUCUGUCCAACCAUCUUUUCAUUCUUUCUUUUUGACCUCUUUUCAUUCAUUCAUUCUUCCUUUUUUUCUUUCUUUUUUAUUUUCUUUCUUUUUCUUUCUUUUUUUUUUCUUUUUCUUUCUUUUUUUUUCUUUCUUUCUUUUCAUUUUCUUUUACCUUUCAUUUUCAUUUUUUUUUCUUUUCUUUUUUUUUUUUUCUUUUCUUUUCUUUUCUUUCUUUCUUUUUUUCUUUUUUUCUUCUCUUCGCAACCAUCUUUUCAUUCUUUCUUUUUGA
This is a messenger RNA of Acanthosepion pharaonis, 2556 nucleotides long. NCBI's taxonomy places the organism in Eukaryota, Metazoa, Mollusca, Cephalopoda, Sepiida, Sepiidae. The record is from the annotation of a GenBank genome assembly.